CAAGAGGGCAGUUUCUUCGAAGUGGACAUCCGGGCGAGAGGCGUCGGAAGCCAGCCCCAUCCCGGGGAGACAGCGCGGUGUCCAGCCCACAACGUCGAGUGUUCUCGGGAAGUUCUCCGCGCUGGAGUCAGGGCUCCAUCGGAUCAGGAAGAAGACCAAGCUCUGUCCGCCCGGAGGGAGAUCUGACUGCGGCAGGACUGGCGCCCAUCACCGUGGCCUCGCUCCCUAAACCUCUUUCAGCCGCCGCCUGCGCCGACACGAUGCCCCAGCUGCGGGCUGAGUCGAGUUGCAUCAGCCGUCGUCUGCUCCGCCCCCCCUUCCUCCUUCUCCUGCUCUUCCACCUGCUGGGCUUCGAGGCCGCCGAGUCGUCGACAUCGGUUCGGUCGGGGCACGUCCCGCAGCUGCUCUCGCCUAGGAUGCCGUCAGCCAUCAGCCACCGAGCAGCUUGGCUGCAGAAGAGGCUAAUCACAAAAGAUCUUUCUUACAACACUGACAACACAUGGCUGGCGAGGAAGCAGCCUGUGGUGGCACCAAGCAGUCAGCUUCACCUUCAUGUCCUCCUCACUCAUGGGCUGGACCCCCAGCGGCCUAGCAGUCACCCUCUGCAUCAGCUCUUACGGGCUACAGUCCAGCGUCAAAAGCGCCAUGCAGCAGCUCGUCUGCACCAUGCUCAACUGAUGCGUGUUGGCUGUGCCUUGGGUACCUGCCAAGUGCAGAAUCUGAGCCAUCGGCUUUGGCAACUGAAGGGCCAGUCAGGACGUCAGGACUCCUCCCCUAUAAACCCCAAUAGCCCUCACAGCUAUGGGUGAGGGGAGAUAUGGACUCCAGGACUGGAGAGUGUCUUCUGCCUACCCUGUCGUGCUCCCUGCCCCCCAGCAUCCUCCUGCUCAAGGAUUUGUAGUGCCCCCAAGCCACCCACGACUGGUUGGUCUUCUGGUCUAGAACAGGGCUCCUGAAUUGAAGAGAGCUCUCCCUGCUGGAGGGGGCUAUGAAGUGAGCAUGGCCCUAUCCUUGACCAUAGCAGCACAAAGCAGGGAUGGCACUGGGGGGUUCAGGAGCUUAUGGAAAGCCGUGGAGCAGCAGCACCAAUUCUCCAGCCUCAGACUAUCCCUUAUAAUAGGGAAGGGGGUCAGAAAGGCUGCCCACCUGCACCAAAUCCUAACUCAAAAAUUUGCACUUGUUUUGGAAACUAAUAAAUAUGUAAGCAACGGUUC
Rhineura floridana is the source of this 1214-nucleotide messenger RNA. RefSeq names its product adrenomedullin 2 (gene ADM2). The record is from RefSeq and is a predicted model, not a curated record. Gene Ontology annotation, molecular function: hormone activity. Gene Ontology annotation, biological process: adenylate cyclase-activating G protein-coupled receptor signaling pathway; positive regulation of heart rate; regulation of systemic arterial blood pressure. NCBI's taxonomy places the organism in Eukaryota, Metazoa, Chordata, Lepidosauria, Squamata, Rhineuridae. Bases 261 to 809 code for a protein of 182 amino acids. The transcript has 2 exons. Gene Ontology annotation, cellular component: extracellular region.